GGAAAAACAUGAGUGGAACCGGUUGCCGUCUCCGUACGAGCUUCAACUGCGGUUCUGCUUCUCCGCGUCCGAGCUUUCCGUUUUCCGUCUCCGUCCACUUGGGAUUUGGGCUUAACUCUGUUUCUUGUCUAUUUUACCGAAGGACCUGUCUCAGGCGGCGUCAUCGGUCAAUUCUGGAGGGCACUCUGCAGUUGCCCAUGGGGUGAUGCCAGGAGGGUGAACCAUCGGGGUUAGCCCAACAUUAACGAUCAGUAUAUAGCAGACUGCUUAUCCCAACAUCCAGACCUAAUGUCCCUCGUUGGAACCUCUAACUCAUUUCCUUUGUGCUUACCACCAUGGUCGCCACCAAGCCCUCACAGUCCGACCAUGUCGAGAUGAUAUCCUCAGCCAUCGAAGACCCUCCAGGCAAGGAUGGAAUGACCGUCGCAGAAAAGGCGUAUAUCGCCACCGAAAGCGAGCACACGAUGACUGUGUGGGACGCCUUGAAGCGAUACCGCAAGGCGUGCCUGUGGUCGAUGGCCUUUUCCCUCACAAUCAUCAUGGAUGGCUACGAUACCGCUAUUCUGGGCUCCCUGCAAGCCUUCCCGGCCUUCCAAUACAAGUUCGGGCACCAAGUCGGCGACACCGCGGACUACCAGCUGAGUCCUCGCUGGCAGGCUGCCAUUGGGCUGUCCAACCCAUUGGGCAAUUUAAUCGGCGUUUACAUCAACGCCUUCCUAACGGAGCGCAUCGGACACAAGAAGACGCUGCUGGGAACCCUGGUCUACCUCUGCGCAGCAAUAUGCAUUACCUUUUUCGCGCAGAGCGUCCAGAUGUUCUUUGCCGGAUCGCUUCUUUCAGGCUUUGCAUGGGGUGUUUUCACAACGAUGGCCCCUGCGUACGCAUCUGAAGUCUGCCCCGUCGUGCUGCGCAGCUACCUGGAAACCUGGGUUGUAAUCUGCUGGGGCCUAGGCCAGUUUGUCUCGUUCGGCCUUCUCAAGUCCUAUUCCUCCCAAAAACGAGACUACUGGGCCUGGAGGAUCCCCAUCGGUGUACAAUGGGCCUGGCCCGUAAUAAUCAUCCCGAUCAUCGCGUUCGCUCCUGAUUCCCCCUGGUGGCUCGUCCGGAAAGGCCGCGUUGACGCGGCCGAAAGGUCCGUCCUCCGAAUCUCAACGGCAACGCGUCAAGAGGCCAAACAGGCCGUCGCCCUGACGACGCACACAAACGAGCUCGAGAAAGCCGAAUGUGAAGGAACUGGUCUUCUGGACUGUUUCAGGGGCAACAACCUCUGGCGCACGGAGAUCGCUUGCGCCGCGUGGACUAUCCAGCAGCUCUCCGGCUUCGUCGUGAGCGGUUACGGCACAUACUUCUUCCAACAGGCGGGCUUGAAAACAGAGGACUCGUUUAGCAUGAGCGUUGGACAGGCUGGGAUCCACCUCGUAUGUAAUCUCGUCGCCCUGCCUGUCCACGGCCGCUUCGGUCGCCGCCCUCUCUUUCUAGUCGGCAUUGUCCUAAUGGCAUGUACGUGGUUCAUCAUCGGCUUUGUUGCGCUCGCCCCAGCUAGCUCUGCUCAGGGGUACGCCGAAUCGGCAAUCUACAUGCUUUGGUAUGUUGUGUACCAGAUCACCAUUGGACCCGGGUCGUACAUCAUCGUGGGUGAGACUUCCACGACGCGCCUGCGCUCCCACACGAUCAGCAUCGCGCGAAAUUGCUACAACAUCACAUCGAUCUUGAACACCGUUGUCGGGCCAUAUAUUCUGAACCCCACGGCUGGGAACUGGAAGGGUAAGUGCGGGUUCUUAACCGGCGGUCUGCUGGUUCUAUCCUUUGUGUGGGCGUUUUUCCGCCUCCCGGAGAUGAUAGGGCGGACGUAUGAAGAGCUGGAUAUUUUGUUUGCUAUGAACUUGUCUGCGAGGCAAUUUAAGAACCGACUUCUGUCGACUUUCACUAUUGCCAGUUGUGACCGUCGUCAAGAUGCCAGCUACCUCCACUUGCUCUGGAAGGAAAUAGCUACCGGGAAAUUAUGUUACACAGGAUGUCUCGCGUAUUAA
Molecule: messenger RNA, 2030 nt
Organism: Aspergillus versicolor CBS 583.65
Lineage: Eukaryota; Fungi; Ascomycota; Eurotiomycetes; Eurotiales; Aspergillaceae
Exons: 2
Coding region: 336-2030 (564 amino acids)
Biological process (GO): transmembrane transport; carbohydrate transport
Cellular component (GO): membrane
Molecular function (GO): carbohydrate:proton symporter activity
Source: RefSeq, a predicted model, not a curated record